Messenger RNA from Dalotia coriaria, 428 nucleotides. Its product is annotated as kininogen-1-like. The coding region runs from base 95 to 352 and encodes 85 amino acids. The record is from RefSeq and is a predicted model, not a curated record. Lineage: Eukaryota; Metazoa; Arthropoda; Insecta; Coleoptera; Staphylinidae. The transcript has 2 exons.
UUACAUAUAUAAAUAGCAAGUUUUUUUGCAAUUCAAUCACAUUUUAUCAGUGAAAUCUUUAAAGUAAUCAUACAAUUUAAAAUCAGACAACAAAAUGGGUAAAUUUAUGGCUAUGUUUGUUGUUAUGCUGAUUGUGGCAACAAUGGCAACGUUAUCUUUUGCUGCUCCUGAGCCCUAUGCAGAUCCUGCACGUGGUUAUGGAUACAGGUACGGACAUGGGCACUAUUCGCCUGGUCAUGGAUAUGGUCACGGACAUGGUCACGGACAUGGACAUGGACAUGGACAUGGGCAUGGACAAUAUGGACAUGGUCAUGGCUACGGCUAUGGACAUCACCGCGGUUAUCACGGCUGAUUCUCAACGAAAAACAAAAGAAAAACGAUAAUGUUCCACGCAGAAACUCAUAAAAAUCAAUAACAACCUGCAAAAA